This is a messenger RNA of Trichobilharzia regenti, 897 nucleotides long. The record is from the annotation of a GenBank genome assembly. NCBI's taxonomy places the organism in Eukaryota, Metazoa, Platyhelminthes, Trematoda, Strigeidida, Schistosomatidae.
AUGAGUCCUGUUGUAAGGAAAGCAACGCAUGCUGGCAGUUGGUAUUCAGCGGACCGGGAAAAACUUAAUUCCCAGCUUCAGAAAUGGCUGUCUGAUGUCACGAUAAAUCGGCAUUCCGCCCGCGCAAUUAUUUCACCUCACGCUGGAUAUGAUUACUCUGGACCUUGUGCUGCGUUCUCUUUCAAACAAAUUGAUCCUCGUCAUAUCAAAAGAGUUUUUGUUCUGGGUCCUGCACAUUAUAUGAGCCUUAGAAAUAAAUGUGCUCUUUCUACUGCGGAUCUUUUCGAGACACCGUUUUAUUCCAUCCCUAUUGACAGAAAUGUGUUCCAAGAGCUGUCGAAGACUGGUGAAUUCACUGAUUUGCCUCUAAGUCGAGAUGAAGAAGAACACUCGAUAGAGAUGCAAAUGCCGUAUGUAGCCAAGGUAAUGGAGGGCUAUCAGGGCCGAUACACCGUCGUGCCGAUUUUAGUAGGAUACCUAACUCCUGACAGAGAAGCAGUGUAUGGUCAAAUCUUCUCACAAUAUCUUUCAGACCCAGAGAACUUCUUCGUGAUCUCGUCAGACUUUUGUCACUGGGGGAAAAGAUUUCAAUAUACAUAUUACGAUCAAUCCAAAGGAGCUAUCUGGCAAUCUAUCCAGGCCCUUGAUGAGACAGGUAUGCAAAUAAUUGAGCGACUGGCUCCUUCGGAAUUCUCUAGUUACCUGGAACAAUAUGGUAAUACUAUAUGUGGUCGUCACCCGAUUGGCGUCUUGCUACAGACUAUAACAUCUUUGCGUAAUAAAAUGCCAAAUGGUCGAUUCGAUUUGAAAUUUAUACAAUACGCCCAAUCAGAACAUUGUAACAAUAUGAACCAAUCUUCAGUGAGCUACGCAUCUGCCGUCUUGCAAAUAUCUUGA